Messenger RNA from Poeciliopsis prolifica (blackstripe livebearer), 5815 nucleotides. It is a transcript of the gene nfil3-5, whose product is annotated as nuclear factor, interleukin 3 regulated, member 5. Lineage: Eukaryota; Metazoa; Chordata; Actinopteri; Cyprinodontiformes; Poeciliidae. Gene Ontology annotation, biological process: regulation of DNA-templated transcription; circadian rhythm. The transcript has 2 exons. The coding region runs from base 950 to 2794 and encodes 614 amino acids. The record is from RefSeq and is a predicted model, not a curated record. Gene Ontology annotation, cellular component: nucleus. Gene Ontology annotation, molecular function: DNA binding; DNA-binding transcription factor activity.
CGAAAAAAACGUGACUCGGCAGCCUAAGAGCUGUUAUGCAACCGCUGACCUACUAACACAUAUCUGUAGCAGGGGAGCCGGAGAAACUGGAGCAAAGUGUCCGGCAGCGCGCAGCAGACGCACAGAUAGCCCGAGCCAAAAAGGACAGGGACAACAUCCAGCCGAGCCAGUGACUCAUCCGACACCGAGCCGAGCGGCGGCACUCGCACAAACUUAGUUUUAUUUCACGGCUCCUCUCUCUCUUUCUCGCUCGCUCUCUCUUUUUUUUUUCCUCUCCUGGAGGUUUCCUCCUCUGAAGGGACAAUACGGGAAGGAGGAAGCGGGAGCGAGACAGCUUUUGUGUCGGGGAAAGCCUGAAGCUUUUUUCCUUUUUUUCUCCCUUCCCUGCUGCUGCGCCUCCUCCGGGACGCCGAAAGUAACCCACUUAGAGGUCGACAUCUCUAAAGCGGAGUUCUGAAAGAGCCCUGGAGAAGACGUACUGACCUACAUCCCGCAUAAGACACAGCGAGAACCAGAGCAGCGACCUGAAAAGCUCCUGAAGAAGCAGAAAAACUCAGUCACCUGCAACGCUUUGGAGAACUGUGAACUAUUUGAAGAAUCACUUUAAAUAUCCCUACAAUCAAGCACCAACUUUUGUUUCCUGUUUUUCGACACUAAUUUUUCAGAACACUACUUCAAUGUCUGAAGUUUUCGUCGAGUUCCACCUCUUUUUAAUAUUUUUGGCUAAUUUAGAUACUUGAACAAUUUGACCUUGGAAGAUAAGUAAGAGCAAAUCAAUGAGGCAGUCUUUUCAUCAAGCACAAAUACCUCAUCCAGAAGUUUUUACUGAUCCAGCGACAUAGGCCAAACGUUAUACCAACAAAGUAAAAGGCUUGUAUAACUUUUCCGUCUUUUUCACCCCCCCUUUGCCCAUCAAUUGGGUCAUACUGUGGCCCCCAGUUGGAAAAAAAUGGAAAGUCUCAGUCUAAACAUCCCAUCCAACUCCAAUAAAAGCACCAUGGAAGUUGAAGCAUUUUCUCCCUACAAUGGGAGCCUCCCUUCCCCUGGUCCUGAUGGUUCAACACGCAUCAGCCGCCAGCCCAAAGGCUCUAAAUCAACCGUGACCUCACGUCGCAAGCGAGAGUUCAUUUCUGAUGAGAAGAAAGAUGCCUCAUAUUGGGAAAAACGGAGGAAGAACAAUGAGGCGGCCAAGCGUUCGAGGGAGAAGCGUCGCAUCAAUGAUAUGGUGCUGGAGAAUCGUGUCAUGGCACUAAACGAAGAGAACGUCCGUCUGAAGACAGAACUCCUUCAGCUCAAACUGCGCUUUGGUCUCAUUAGUGCAUCUUCCUACAUGGAGAAAAGUCAGCAGAUCUCCAACAGUGCUGCAGAUGGAAACCCAGGUAGCAAUGGGAGUAGCAGCAAUGGCACCCCUAACAGCAACGCCUACCACUCGAGCAGCGGCUACUCCAGUGCGUCCCAAGUGAUGCUGAAUUCUGACUCAUCUGAAGCUGAACAGUCCAGCCGAAGUGAACGCCACACCAUGCUCCAUAAGUACUCCCCUCUGGGCUCUGUGUCUGAUAUGUCUGAUGGUUCUUCCAGAGAUAGCCCUGAACCCAUUGGCUACACCAUCAAGAAGGAGCCCUUGGGAAUGGAGGUGGAAAGCAAUAGAAUUCCCAAUGGAGUUGCCAAUGGGAUACCAAAUGGAGCUUACUGUGGCAACACCACUCUGGUUUCCCCUCACCAGCAAAACACCACAUUAGCUGAAACUGCCAGAGACUACCAGUAUCAUCAGCAGGAGCACCAGCAGUGCCACAUGGAAACCAGUGGUCCUGCUCCUCAGGCCACCUCCUCACAGAGGAGUGUCAUCUUGUACCGUUCCAGCAGUGGCUGUUACCCCAUGGAGAACCAGAAGCUGGAGGACCAGCAGUCCCAGCAGAAUAGACAACCUCAGCAUAUCCUGCACAGUUUGCCCUCAGACUUCUCUGACUGCUCAGUAACCAUCUCUGAGGUUGCAGAGAAGCUCGAGAGGACAAAGACCAUGGACUCACCUCAGUAUGAAUACACCAAUGAUCAUGCCGAGUCCUCCGAGGAGCUCCAGCAAAGAUUCAGUCACAGCACCCACCUGCCAGAUGACGACCACCCCUGCUAUAGCUACCAGGCUCAGGAGAACCGUCUUCAGCACACCGAGAGUCCCCAGAACUCCUUUGCCCCUGAGCUCAUCAGCAGUGAAGAGAGCAAGUCCUUCAUACAGCACAAUGGCUACCUCGGCACACUGGACGAAGAGCCCCCUGUUCUCACCUAUGAAGGAGGGCCCCGACCCGAUGGCUUCUAUCAGGAGAACUCCUCUGCUAAAGACACCUCCUCAAGCGAUGGAGACCCUCGUAGCUCUGAUAAAGAGGGCUCCACCGAUGACGAAUCCCCCUCAUCGUCAUCCUCAGACAUCAGCAACUACCACCAGAAGGCAGAGGGAGCUGGCGGUUUGCACAGCGAAUACCACACAGAGGUCCAAGUCACUGCCCUGCCUCACAAGCUCCGUCUCAAGUACAGAGCUCUGUCCAACGGGGCAGCUGGAGCGCAGGUGGAGGGACUGGUCUCCAACUCUAUGUCCCCUUCUCCCACUCUUCCCCAGCACCCCUACUUAGCCCUGCCCAGCAACCCUUCCAAUGGCCAGUCCAACGGAGAGGGCAAAGAGACUGAGACUGAGUAUGUGGAAGAAGUCAAGGCCGAGGUGAACGACAGGGCAGAGGCUAAAAAGGAAGGAGGGAAGAAGGGAUCUAUCGGUGGAAGAAGUGGACGGAAUAAGAGGCGAGAUUAAGAACAAACAUAAGCAGCUUGUGUAUUUUCCUGUCAACUCUGUCAUUCGAUGAAACUAGACAGCUACAACUCACACUGGCACUUUGCAGGACAGGCAGUGAUCUAUGUGAGGUGUAUUUAGCACUGCGUGAAAACGUCAGUAUCAGGAUAUGCGAAAUCCCAGAUCUGUGCUUUGGAGGAAGACGGACAUCCUUCCUCCAGAGCGUGGUGUGUUUCCAACUACGAAGGAGAAUUUCUCACAACCAGAUAGUGAAGUUUUCUUUCAUAUUUCACCAUCAGAUUCACUGUGUCACCUGUAACUCCUUCCUUUACUCUCUCCUACCUCCCUAUAAUCCCUCAAAAUUAAAAUAGCAGAUUAAGGAGGGAUGGAUGAAACUCCAGAGUUGGAGUUUCCCUUGAGGAAAAUUCAAUUAUUCAUUUUUAUUAACUGCCUUAUUGGCUGGUCAGUCUAUAUUGUGGCAUUAUGGGAGCAUUCCUUUUACCAAAGAUAUGCAUAUUUCCUUUAUCGUCUCCCUUUUUUUGUCAGUUCUUUCCCCCAUUUACCUACUUUUAUCACCAUUAGCCUGGUCAAUUGAACUGGAUUCAAACAACCAUCAGCACACAAGUCCCCUUCACUCCCAAAGGCACUUAGAUUGUAUAUUACUGUGAAAUAAAUUUGCAGAUAUAAAAUAUAUAUUUUGAGAAAAAAAUGUGGCAAAAACAAACAAAAAAAAUUAGCAAAGAAACGGGAUGUGGUAAAAGACUUCCAAGUUAUACGUGUUGUUUUGAAACUUCUUGUACAGUCCUGUUUUUUUAUUCUAAUAAAUGCCUCAAAAUGUUUCUUUUACUAAAACUGUGAGCUACUACUCGUAAAAAAAAGAAGACAGGUACAUUUGUUCUCAGACUGUGUUCAGCUUGUCCACUCGUUCACGAUGAACAAAACAGCCGUUUCUGUUGGAAACUCAGAAUGUAAUCUUUCACGAUGUUAUGUGGUUCUGUAGACGUUUGUGUCAUGUGAUACACGGAGAAGGUCAGUUAAAAUAGACUGUAGAUCUAGGAACAAAAUUGACCUUGCAUGGUAAUGUUAGCAUUAGCAUGCUAACCAUUUUCUUUUGUGUUAGCAUGCUAAUGUUAGCUGUGUCAUGCUAGUGUCAGGACUAGUGUUGGCACUUGUGUGCUUACAUUUAUGCGUUGUAGAGUUAGCAUUGUAAUGUUAGUAGUAGUGGCUCAGUGAUCUGAGGAUGGUGUUAGCAUCCCAAUGUUAGCAUUUGUUAAUACUAGUUUUCUUAACCCGUUUAAUCCCGAAUUUUUAUCUGCAAAAUAAGUGCAUGCAUUUCAAUCCUUGGACCUCCCUAAUACAUGAUAGGCCUAUUUAUGAAUGAUUACAUUUUAUGUAAUUAUUAUUACAUUUUCAUGUUAGUGAGAAUGUACCUUUUAUACUGAGCAACCAUUGUUGCUGGUGGGAAACUGCAUAUUCUAAAUUACACAAAUCUGGCCUAUUUAUACACAUAAAAAAAUAAGAAAAAUCAUGACAUGCAUAACUUUGCUCAAAGUUAUGAGCAUAUAGCACAGUGCUGUCUAUCUAUUAUGAUAGCGGCGACAAUUGUUGCCACACUUGAAAGAACAUAUGUACAAAAUAUUUUAUUUAUAUUUUUUUUAUUAAAGUAUUUUACUGACUUUUACAACAAUUCUUUUACAGCUUCCAGAAGUUAAAAAUGUCUGGCAACAAUUGUUGCCGGUGGGAUUAAAGGGGUUAACUAAUAAUUGCUAUUCAAAGACUGAAAAUGUCUUAAUUCCUGCAAUUCCCAGUCAGAAUGACCUGAAGCACUUCUGAAAGUUUUAAGUUCCAGCAGAUGAUAAAGAUGUCAAAAAUACAUUGUAAAUACCUGUAAAUGAGCCCAAUUUCAACUAUAUGCUCAUAGGUUUAUUUGCACACAUACAACAGUUUUAAAAACUGUUGUUUUGUAUGAGAUGUUUCACAGCUUUCCAUGGGUCUUAUUUGCAUUUGUUUAUAUUGAAGUUACACUCUUUAUGUUGCUUAAGUGGAUACAGUAAAGAAAAGUAAAAGCAGUUUUGUGUCACAUUUAUGUUUGUGUUGUAAAUGCACUUGAUGUUAAUUCUGUUUUCAGCCUCAACAUUAUCUCAUGCUGUCCAUCGUCUCAUAUUUAGGGAUGCUUCUGCAGGUAUCAAUGAGUUUUCAAACUCAUUGGAUGUUAAGCACAUGUUCUUAACGUCCGCCUGAUUUUGACCAAACUGAUGCUUGAUGUAUUUAAUGAUCCUACACAACAUGUGUCAGAGUCAAUUAGAAGAAAACUGUUAAUUCGAGUCACUGAUUAGUUAGUUCACCAGUACUUAGGUCUUUAUAUGAGUGAACGAGUGGACAUUUCGAACACAGGUUUAAAGUGGGAUUCUUGCUCAAACCAUCUGCGCUCCUUGACCAGUUUUUUUUUUUUUUUUUCAUAUCAAUUAAGGCAACACAUGGCCUUUAGCUGAACCUGACAAGCACAAGCCUUGUUAGCAGUUCAUCCAGCAAAAUCCAUUGAAUCCAUCAAACAAACCGUCUCUCCAAUCACAACCAGCAAAGCUGCUCUCUUUUGGAUAAGGUGCCUCUUUAUUGUUGUUCCUCGUCCCCAUGUUGGCCAAUGUCUUAGACCCCUUUCAACUCUGCACUGAUUUGUUUUAGCUACAGUAGCUGCAGUAGAUGAUGCGGUAUUUAAACUGUUUUACUUCCUGGUGCCUGCCUCUGGCCGCUAUGUAUAAAUGUAAAGUUGUCUCUAUCUCUUGUAUACUGCUGUCUUUAUUAUUUUUAAUAAUAUUUUAUCAAUACUGUUUUUUUUUCUAUUCUAUUAUUGUGUGUAUUUUUCAGCCACUUGUUUCAUUCAUGCUCUAAGCUCUUCUUGUUGUGCGGUGUAUUUACCCAUUGCUACCCUUUGCUGCAGUUACCAUUUGUAUUCUGUGUUACUGUAUAAUCUUUGUCUUUUGCCUAAAGGCUUCCUAAAAGUGGAGAAAAAAAAAUAAAAAUAAACAUCUUGUUCAGAAGUAA